This is a messenger RNA of Botrytis porri, 297 nucleotides long. RefSeq lists its product as uncharacterized. Lineage: Eukaryota; Fungi; Ascomycota; Leotiomycetes; Helotiales; Sclerotiniaceae. The transcript has a single exon. The record is from RefSeq and is a predicted model, not a curated record. The coding region runs from base 1 to 297 and encodes 98 amino acids.
AUGCCUCCUCGAUUAGACCUAGUCGUUCGAGUCGGGAGACAAACACGUAGAAGACCCCCUGGACUGGUGACAAUCCGACCUAUCCGAAGACAUCCGGUACGAAGAAGGCCGCCAAUACGAAAUGUAGGAGCGAGAGGAAGAGGUGGAAGGAGAAGAUGUGGAAGAAGAGUAGCUACAAGGACACGACUGGAUAUCUUGCUAUUUGCAGCUUCAUACAGUGGUUGGGAAGACUCACAUGGAGUAAUCUGUCGAUCUGGAAGGAGACAAGGAAGGUUUUCGGACGAUGGAAGCACAUGA